AUGCUUACCGCCCGCGCAGGACCAAUGCAUGGAACGUUCACGAAUACGCUUUGUAGUAAGCAAUCCGACGGUUUUACCCUUCAGCGCGCCUCUGUCUGUGGGGCAUUGCCUGGAGCCUUGCCCUCUGCCUCUCCCCCUUCCGAUUCUCAUACCACACUGACCUCGACCACUAUGGGUACCAGGAGGCCAAUAUCAGUACCGGGCAUGGUUCCAGUGAUUGGGUUCUUGUUGCUUUGCAGCUCUGCAGUCCGUGCCCAUCCGAACCACAAAGACCCAACUGAAGAAGCUGCCAGUGCACCCAUCGACGCGGUUCUAUGGAUCCAUAUGGCUUUGCAGGCGGCUGUGUGGGGGGUUCUGUUUCCCAUCGGAAUGGUGUUGGGCAUCACCAGGAGUAGAUGGCACGUUCCCCUUCAAAGUGCGGGAUACCUAUUAACAUUGGGUGGCUACAUUCUGGGUCACUCGCAUGGAGGAAGACAGUUCCCCGCCGGAGCACACAGCGUCUUUGCCACCCUUCUCAUGGGCCCGAUCCUCCUCCAGCUCGCCCUGGGGAUCUACCUCAAACUCCAUAUCCACGAAAAGUCCAUUCGUCCAUACGCGGUCGUUCUUCACGGGAUUGUAGGAAAGUCGUAUCCCAUCAUCGCAUGGGUCCAGAUGCUGUUCGGCGCGAUUACCCUGGGUGGAUAUUGUCGUGGCAGUCAUCUAGGCCAAUGCCUAGCACAUUACAUCAUGGGAAGCGGGUUUAUAGCCUACGCUGUCAUUAUCGCCAUCAUUUUCCUCGUCGGGGAGGCUUGGAUUCGAAGGACUGGGCGAAGUCCAGAGUUUUGGGAUUCCAGUGUCAUCACUGCAUGGGGUAUCGUGAAUACAUUCACCGAGCACCGAGGAGCAGUGUGGCAUGUCAAGGACAUGCAGCACACCAUGUUGGGUGUACUCUGGUGGGCCGGAGGCAUCCUGGGCAUCUUCCUUUCCAGGAAUAAUCAACGCUCUGUCGUUCCCUCAUUAAUACUGAUUGUGACGGGAUGGGCGAUGUCAGACCAUGCGCAGGAUUUGGAGAUAUCAACCAAGGUCCAUGGUAUGUUCGGGAGGACGCUUAUUCUAGCGGGCUUGGCUCGACUGGCGGAGGUUUGCUAUUUCUAUCCCCACUAUAAACCCCUGGUACCCUCUCCACCCCCCGAAGCAAUGGCAGCGGCGAUUAGCGAUGAUACCUCGAGCGAACAUACCCUUGCAGAAGGAGACUCUGCUCAUUUGCGAAAGGAUGACAAAAAUAGGGCCAAGCUGGCUGCUUCCAUCGCGUUUCGACAUCUACCGCCUUUCCUUCUUGUGGCUUCUGGAGUGAUUUUCAUGUCUGCUACAAACGAGGAAUUGGAGUACGUCCAUGAUCAAGGGAUGGACCACGUUACGUAUCUGUUGAUUAUGUUCAGCCUGGCCUUUUUGAUCUAUGCAUUCAUCGUCUUUUUGAUCCACCUAUACUCAACUAGUGGACGAAACGCUGCUGCGUCUAGCGCCGGCGCUUCUUCCGCUUCUCGAGGAAUGGAGUACGAGAUGGCUUCCACGUUGCCGGCGUCAGCGGGAGCUGGGACACCCAAGUGGUAUGCUCGAGUCCCGAAUGCUGAGAGGGGAGGAGGAGGUCAGGGGGCUGGGAACGGCGUAGCUACCCAUGUGGUGGGUGACGACGACGAUGAUGAAGACGAGGAGCCACGAGAGUCCACGAGGAGGCUCUCAAGGAGAGGUAACGUAACUGGUAACGUCGAGAAGGACUCCUCUCAAUUUGCAUUCAGAUGGGUGGGUAUCGUAAUUGAUCCGGUUGCGGUGUGGAGAGGUGAACGUCUCGCAGCGGUGAACAGGCGUGAUUGCGUAUGGAAGUUGGAUCCUCCACGUGCGGCGACACCGCACAAAUCCGUCCGCCAGGCCACCACCACCAGCGAGCAACCCAUGAACGUCGCCGCACUCCUGCAGGAAUCGCCUUCCGAUAACGCACCGCGACGACGAGCAGGCACAGGAGGUGGGCCACCACCAGCGCAAACCACCCCAGGCGGUGGCCCUCAUUCCAGUCCAGCAGCAAGCCAGGCACCACCUCCUGACCGAGAACGAGAAUGGCCAGCCAUGAAUACCAACACCCUUCCUCCCCGUUCAAUCGCGGCUUCGCCAGUCGAUACCCGUCGCCCGCCAUCGUCGUCCUCCAUGUAUCCUCCGGCGUCGAGUCCGAGUUCCAUAUACGGCCACUCAACCACAGCACAACCACCACCAGGCCCUGGAGGACCACCCACAGCAACACAAUCACCCUCCUCGUCCACAAUGUACAGUCAUCCUACCGGUUCGGGCAGUACCGCAUCGUCACCAUCCAUCCUUGCACAAAGACAGCAUCAGCAUCAGCAGCAACCACACCAGCAGCAACAGCAUCCGCAUAAUCAGCAUCGUUCCAGAAGGUCGUCGACUGCGAGCGAGAUGGGUGGAAUUGGGGGUGCGGGUGGGAUGCCCAAGGGCGUCCAUGGGACGCAUACGCAUCCUUCGCCUGCCAUGGGCUCACUACACCGUGGCUCGUCUUCGACUCAGGCGAGCAGCGGCGGGAGUAAUGCCCAUCAUCAUCAUGUCUUUGGUGGCGGGGAUGCUCCGGGUCCGGUGGGUUCGGCGGGGGGUGCGGGUGGGGGAUGGCGCGAGCCUGGUCCGGGUUUCGGCGGCAGCGGCGGCGCAGGCCCUCUUCCUCAUCAUCCGGCUUCGGCUUCGGCAUCGAUCCGCCCCCCUUCGGCCGGUGAUCGUGGUAGUUCUGCGGCGGCAGCAGCCAUUUUGCGUGACCACCAUCAACAAGCUCCUCCUCAUCAUCAACUGCAACAACUUCAAGGACCAGGCGUCGUCGCUGGUGGUUCGCUCGCUCCUUCUGGUGAACGACAGACUCAAGGACCGGGACAGCAAGGCCAGCAGCCAUCGGGGUAUUCCCAGCCAAGUCACCAUUCGCCGUAUCUAAGUCGCGAGCAACAGCAGGUUGAUAUUGUUGGGGGAGUGUUGGGUUCUUCAAAGCAUAGGACGAGUGCGAGUGGCGGGGCUUCUGUUGGAAGCGGACCAGAACUAUCUCCCCAGAUUCAAAAACAACUUGUUUCAGGAAGACGAAAAACUAUUUCAAGUGCCAUGGGGCCACCCCAAACACUUGCUGGACCGGGUACAGGGACUCCGCCUGAUGAACUGUUACCACCAUCAAACAAACCGACGAUUGCAUCACUCUCAAAUCCGUCGCCGCACCACCCAAUGUCAUUAAUGGAACGAGACCGACAUGAGCGCAAUGAGUACCAUCCACCUCCGACCCACCCGCGCGACAGGGAUCCUCUACGUGACCCAUCACAGCCACGCGACAGGGACCGGGAACGAGAGCUGGACAGGGAAAGAGACGCCCGAGAACAACAUCUGCGCCCGGCGCCUACCAGCACCACGUCAACACCCCGACAGCACCAUGCAUCCGUUCUCCCGCCUCCCCCGCCUCCUCCCCCGCUUUCUGGUGGCCCGAGAGGUGGUCCACUGGGUCCGCCGGGCAGUGGACGAGUGACACCGAUUGAUAUUGAACGAGAGCGUGAGCGCGAGAUGAGGGAACGAGAAAGGGAACGGGUCAUUUACGGGCCGCCUCCGCCGCCAACUCAUCCUUCUGCGGCGUCUGCACCCCCAAGUCCGCGCUAUGCUCCUCCCGCUGACUAUCAUGGUUAUGGAACUUUGCCUCCUCCCCAUGGCCCGACGCAUUCGCCGCAUAUGAACGUCCCACAUGGUCCACCACCUACAGGACCUGGUUCAGCCACUUCGACGCCCAGAGACAGGGAACGCGAAAUUAACCGGGAGCGCGAAAGGGAGUAUAGAGAGCGAGAGUAUAGGGAACGCGAGUAUGCGGCUCAGCGCGAGAGGGAGAUGCGUGACGACCGCGAUCGAGAACGCGAAAUGCAUCAUAUUCGACAGCAGCAGGAACGCGAGCGGGAGCGCGAGAGGAGCGGGUCUGGGUCUGGUGGGAUGCGUGAUAUGAGGGCGGAUCCUAGGGAUAUGAGGGAUCCGCGAGAUAUGAGGGGUGAUCCUAGGGAUCCAUAUGGUCAUGGACCGCCACCUCCAUCUCGAGACCGGGGGCGCGAACGUGACUAUCGAGUGGGAGGACUGCCUCAUCCGCAUGCUCCACCUCCCCCACCGCCUUCCCAUCCUCAGGCUGGGCCCCACCUUCAACACCCUUCUUCGUUGCCGCCUGCACCACCUGGACCAAAUGAUAUCAGAGAUAGAGAUAUCAUCAUGCGAGAGAGGGAUGCGAGAGAAAGGGAGAGAGAGUGGCAAGAGAUGCGGCGCGAGCGGGAGAGGAGGGAGACUAUGGAGCGCGAGCACGACCGUCAUCAACGCGAGCUGAGGGAGAGGGAAAUGCGGGAACGGGAGUAUCGCGAACGUGAAUAUCGGGAAAGAGAGUUGGAGCGCGAAAGAGAAAGGGAGAGAGAGAGAGAACGCGAGCGUGAGCGUGAAAGAGAGAGGGAGUAUUGGGAGAGGAAGGAGCGCGAACGGAAGAUGCGUGAACAAGAAGAGCGAGAGAGAAUACUGCGCGAACGCGAGCUUAGAGAGAGGGAGAUGCGCGAACGUGAGAUUAGGGAGAGGGAAAUGCGGGAGCGCGAGCGCAGGGAACGUGAGAUGCGUGAACGAGAGAGGGGUGGGGAUGUUGAGAUGCGUGAUCAGUCCCGAUCCCAACAUGGUGGCCCCCCCAUGGUUGGACCUGGGGUGCCUCCUGUGUCGCAGUCGUCAGCCCCUUCGCAGUCUUCGGCUACGAUGUCGACGAUACCGUCGGGACCUGCGAUGGCCGCGUCCAAUAUUGGUCCAGCUCCGCACCCUCCACAAUCACAUCAUCAGGGAAGGUUCAAUACCGCGUUCAUACAUACUACUUCAGUCGGUUCGUCGAGAGUCAAUUCCCCCAACCCGAACACUGGAGGAACGACUGGUGUUAUCUCGAUGACGACAACUACAGUUGGACCUGGUAUGCCUGGUGGUAUGAUUGUUGGUCCCGGAGUUUCAGGUCCCGUAAGCAGCGUUGGCGGAAUGGGUGUUAUCCCUGGUGGCAUGCUCGGAGGCGGUAUCUCUCAACAAGGAGGCAACUCUGCUCUCAAUAUUGCCGAUAAACGAGACUCGAAGCGUGACAUGGCCAUGAAGGACCCCUUACGAGAUGUCAAGAAGCCUUCGAAUGCGCCUACGCCCGCUCCCAAGGACCUUCGAGACAGAGACCAUCAGCGCGAGCGGGAAAGGGACAGGGAACGUGAGCGUGAACGCGAGAGGGAACGAGAACUAUACGCGGCUGCUAUUGCCGGUGGACCUAGUAUCGUUCCUUCUGCUUCCGGCAGCGCAGCUCCAAACUCUGCAGGACCGGGUAGCCAGUCCAAGAAAGCGGAAGCCGACCAGCACCGAGGUCAUUCACGACAAUCGUCCCUGUCUCAGCAACAACGACGACCUUAUCCUUACCCAGAAGAGCUCGGUGGACACGGCGGACAUCCUAGUCAGCAGCAACAUGGGAUCACCGUCAUCAGCAGCCAGCACCCUCCUCCGCCUCAGCCUCAAGACGUCGAGAUGGGCUAUGGUUAUGGUCCUUCGCAUGGAGGACCUGGUCCAGGUUGGCACGAGCAUCAACAGCGCGAGCAGCACCAACGCGAGCAGCAGAUGGCGAUGGAGAAUGGAUAUCACGGCCAUCCAUCGCAGUACGGCCAGCAUCCUCACUACGGCCCACCUCCACCAGGCUACGCGAUUGGCCCCGGCGGACCCCCUCAUCCUAUUCACGGACAUCCUCAGCAACACCCACACAUGCAGUCACAGCAAGGGCCAUAUCCCCACCCUCAACAAGGGGGUCCUCCUGGACCACCGCCUCACUGGGACGAACGAAACGGCGUUGGCGUUAUUGGCGCCGACAUUAACGGCCAUCAUGUUGUAUCCGUGAACGGAGCAGGCUAUGGCCAACCGCACCCAAUGACCCAACAAGCACAUCACCCCCACUCUCACCCUCUCGCGAUCCAACAGCAAGCGUCUUAUCAACGUCAAGCUGCCAGUGCUAGCGUGGGACCACUGGCGUUUGUCGGUGUUCGCGAGAACUACGACAAUUCGAACGAUUUGGUGAUGAGGCCUGUGGUCAAGAGCCGUUCGUGCGUCAAUCUGGGCACCUAUGUGUAUCCCGACCUGCCUUUCCCUUACAACUUUGAGCUUGGUGGUGGGUUGGGAGAGGUUGCUAAAUGGAGGGAGGCGAACGCAAAGGAGAAGGAACAGCGCGAGAAGGAGGAACAGGAGAGGGAGGAGAGGAGGAAGGAGUUGGAGAGGAAGGAGAAAGAGGAGAAAGAAAGGUUGGAGAAGGAGAGAGAGAAGGAGAAGGAGCAGCUGGAGAAGGAGCUAAAAGCUAGGGAGGCCAAGAGCAAACCAAAGUCUGAUGAGGAAGAAGGUGAAAUCCAGGAGGUGGUGGUCGAAAAGGUGAAGGAGACAGAAAAGGAGGAGAAAGCAAAGGUGGAAGAGGCAGCUAAAAAGCAGCUAGAGGCGAAGGAGGACGCAGUUGCCAAGCCAUCCCCCAAAGCCCUAGAAAAACAACCACAGGAUGCUCAAGAUGCCAACGAGAAGUUCCAUGGCUUGCUUAGGAAGGCCACUGCGAUGAUCGAGCCUGUCGUUGUGGACGUGGAAACUCGCGUGGUGAUCGUCAUUCCCAACGGUCACAUCCCUUCGGAAAGGCCCCUUCGUCCCAGGAUCUGGGGUGGUGGUGUUUUCCCAUCACACCCCGAUGACCCGUCAUGGCCUCAUCCCCCGGAAAAGCGAGGUUUCGCCGCUCCAGAGCUCUCCAAGAAGGCUCAAGAGGAACCCGACUCAGCAGAAGCCAAGGAGGAGAGGAAGAAGAUCGCCAAAGCCAAGUAUGAAUACGAGCUUGGAGUUAUGCAGAGAUACCGUGCGCGUCGUGUUUACACUGACGACUCUGAUCUUUUCCUCUGCUGUUUGCACUCGGGGUGGGUGACGUGGAAGGGAGCACGAAGGGCUAAGCGCAAGGGCCGUGAUCUCAGGGUCGAGGUGCGAAUUUUACGCGUGGCUGGAUCCCGAAGUGCUUCAGGGAAGGAGAACGACGUGCCGAUUGUUAUGGUCAAGACAGCCGCUGGUUCCAACGCCUCUGCGAGUGAGAGGAAGGAAGAAGUUGUUGUGCGGUUCCUUGGUGGACGUGGAGAGAGGUGUGGGAUUGAGAGGAAUGUCAAGGGUUUGACGGAAGCUGAGGAUCUGGCGUUGGCUGCAGCGGGCGAAGUCAAGUCCUCGAAAGCAAGUGGAAAACGUCCGAGAGAUAGUGAUGAUACGGAGGAUGAGGACGAAGACGAGUUCGAUGACAUGAACCCUGAUGACGACGAUGGACGUGGUUUGAUGAGCGCUAGCUGGGGAACGACUCACGAUGGUGCCGCCAUCGAGAUUUUGAACGCUCAGUUUGUCGAGCGGGGUGUUUCGUCCGGUCGACGGAGUCGGGCCCAAAGGCUCCGGGAGUAUGCCGAGCGCAGAGCAGCUGUCUUGGGUGGAGGCAGUCCCAACCCAUCCACCCAUGGCGCCAUCACUUUGACACCGUACAACUGCACGCCUUCUCUCAAUCCCAAUCGCCUAGCUGGUCGCAAGCGUCGACGACCCUUCUGCAAUGCACCUCCACCUGUCAAUUCCAAGAUGCCGAAUGCGACUGUCCUCGACAUCAUCCGCGAAGUUGAGGAAGAGGAAGAAAGGGAGGAAGAAAAUCGCCAGGCGAAGAGGAGAAAGCUCAUGGGCCCCUGUUUGGAGGAUAAAAAGGAGGAAGCCCUCAUGAACUUGCGGACAGUUGUUUUUGCGACCUCGACACUCGUGUCGGCGCCUGCCAUCGACGAUAUUCCUACCAGUCCGAUUGCUGUCAAUCCACCCGCGAGCGUAGAUGGCGGUUUGAAAGUUCGUGUUGGACACAAAUACGUUCCCUCUGUCCUCGAACAGCUUCUUUUCCCGGCAGACUCGUCCAGAUCACUUUUGAAUGGUGCCUCCAGUGCAGACGUGGAGAUGACAGACGUUUCGGCUCAUCCAAAAGCCCUCGAAGAGCCCAUCAAGCUCACUUCAUCGCCAUUUUCUCUCAACCCAACUUUCUUCGCCUCGCUACCAUCCCGCCCUGUCAUCCUCGAAACACCGAAGGAACGGUACUUGUUCUCUCCCAGCAUUCUUCCCGACCCUCCUGCUAGUCCAUCGAAGCGCAAGAUGUACGAUAUCUCCCUGAUCUUGGAGACAGAGGUCACUCUGGUCGAGGAAGAUCCUCCCAAGGACGACAACAUCUUGGGUAAUUUGGUAACAACUGCCCUUGAAGAACCCGCCAAAGACACUGUUCAGGACAAAGACACUGCUCAGGAGCCUCAAGAGCCCGCCAUUGUCGUCGACGCUCCCAAGGAAAAUGUGCCGGCGGCAGAAUUCCCUGUCGUUGACGAAAAAUCAUCCGACCCAGCGCCUUCCGAACCGACCGUGGUCAAGGACGAUGCAGAGGCCAAACCGGCGGAAAAGAAACCUGAAGAUGACAAGGAAGAAGGCGAGGUGUCUGAACAAGGGGACAAUGACGCGGCCCCUACUGUUGAGCCUCCGGCUCCACUCGAAGCCUCCAAGGACAAGGAUGGGGAUGUUGAGAUGACUGAGGCUCCCGUUGAACCCACACCACCGGACGUUCCCACCGCUUCAUCAGCUUCACCGAAGGAAACGGGGACAUCAUCCAAGCCCGAGCUUGCACUUACCAUUCCAACUACAACACCCUCUCAACCCACCUCUGCAGCAGCGUCAAUCGCUGUCGUUCCACCUUCAGCACCCGGUUCAACAUCUGUUUCUCGCUCAGAUUCCGGGCAGGCAAUCGUUGUUCAAGAGGCCGACCAGGAGGAGGAAGAUGAACUCGGGCCUGACGAUUCCUUCAUUACCCUCGCUCGAGGAGAAGAUGAAAACGGAAAUGAGAAGAGUCUACAUUAUCCCGUUCAAGUCCUGCAACGUGGGAUCACUCGCGACAUGCUGAGGUUCGAGUUGGAUGGCGUGUACGUGAAGGACGUCAUUGGAGGCGUUGUCGAGCCACUGCACACUGAAUGGAGGAUACAGGUCAUUAAUUGGAAGUGGGCUGGUGCACAAUAG
Coprinopsis cinerea okayama7#130 is the source of this 9102-nucleotide messenger RNA. Its product is annotated as YTP1. Lineage: Eukaryota; Fungi; Basidiomycota; Agaricomycetes; Agaricales; Psathyrellaceae. The record is from RefSeq and is a predicted model, not a curated record. Bases 1 to 9102 code for a protein of 3033 amino acids. The transcript is spliced from 21 exons.